GAGAGCGCGCCGCUCCUCCCCAGCAGCUCGUUAAUUGAAUAAUUAGCCCGGAGGACACACUCUACGCUUCGCUGCAGGAUCUCUUUCCUCCCCCUUCCCCCGGCUCCUCUGGAAGAUGUUGCUCUCUAAGUUUGGCUCCCUCGCUCACAUUUGCAACCCCACCAGCAUGGAUCACUUGCCGGUGAAAAUCCUCCAGCCAGCGAAAUCGGAGAAGGAACCCUUCGAUAAAGUCUACCAGGUGGGCUCCGUGCUGGGCAGCGGGGGCUUCGGCACGGUGUACGCGGGGACCAGGAUAGCAGACGGCUUGCCGGUGGCCGUGAAACAUGUGGUGAAGGAGCGGGUCACCGAGUGGGGCACCAUUCCUGCCGGAGCGAUGGUGCCCUUGGAGAUCGUGCUGCUGAAGAAGGUGGGCUCCGGCUUUAGAGGGGUCAUCAAGCUGCUGGACUGGUACGAGCGGCCCGACGGCUACCUCAUCAUCAUGGAGCGGCCCGAGCUGGUGAAGGAUCUCUUCGACUUCAUCACCGAGAAGGGGGCCCUGGACGAGGAGACGGCCCGGGGCUUCUUCCGGCAGGUCCUGGAGGCGGUGCGCCACUGCUACACCUGCGGCGUGGUGCACAGGGACAUCAAGGACGAGAACCUGCUGGUGGAUCUCAGGACAGGCGAGCUCAAGCUGAUCGACUUCGGCUCCGGAGCCAUCCUUAAGGACACUGUCUACACCGACUUCGAUGGAACAAGAGUGUACAGUCCUCCAGAAUGGAUCCGAUACCACAGAUACCAUGGGAGGUCAGCAACAGUGUGGUCCUUGGGAGUGCUUCUGUUUGAUAUGGUUUGUGGAGACAUCCCCUUUGAACAAGAUGAAGAGAUCUUGAGAGGACGGUUAUACUUCAGGAGACGAAUAUCACCUGAAUGUCAGCAGCUGAUCAAAUGGUGCCUUUCACUGAGGCCUUCAGACAGACCAACACUUGAACAAAUUUUUGACCAUGCAUGGAUGCACAAAUCUGAAGUAGUGAAGUCUGAGGACUGUGACAUAAGGCUUCGGACCCUUGAUACUGAUGUAUCUAGCACAAGUUCAAGUAAUGAGAGUCUGUGAAACACUAAGGACCUCGCAAUGGGCGGGGAGCUACAAGCAGAAAGACCACAGUGCUGCUGCCAAUACGUAGGAGGGGCUAGAAAAAUGCAUUCAUUAUUCUGUAGUUGAAUCUUUGUCUGAGGGACUUGAUUUUAUUUUCCCUUUUUGCUGGUUUCUGCUUUGGAAUGAGAAAUUUCCUUUGGAAACGCUGAUGUUUGGGAGUUGCAGGCCAGUACUUAGUCAAAAGACUGACCUUAUUAAGAAAGCAGUGACCUCUUAAAUACAUGGUAAACUUUUUUGCUCUCAUAGAGCCUGGACUAGAUUUUUAUUUGCUUUUGAGUGCCUUUUUGAAAGCUGCUUCAGUGGGACUUUCUUUUUUGAGCUGUGUAUGUCCAAAGAAGAUCCAGUUCAUUAUAGGAUUUUGCUCCCUUUAGACUGAGUGCUGGAGGAAGCAGCUCCUAUGAUGCAUUGGAGAACAUGUUCGGUGAUUGAAUGAAGUAGUCCCAUCCACUGGCGAUGGAAUACUUGAACACAGACAUUUCACUCCUUCCAGUCCCCGUCCCGCCCCCAACCCACCUCUGCUGCUCCAAAAUAUUUCCUAUACCCUGCAUACAAAUAUGAACAGGUAUAUCCGCUUUUUUUUUUUUUUUUUUAAAUCGGGAACAUUCACUCUUGUUUUCUUUUAUCAUCUCUACCACUGGGCAUGCGAAGCCCCUUUCUCAAUCCCGCCCUCCCUCCACCCAUCUCCUUUUGUCAAUCUGCGAGUCUUAAAGUAUGUAUGGGCAUGUUAAAUGCACAAUCAAUGCAAUAUUCAAGGACUUUACUUUUUUCCAUACCUGUAUAAUGUGUUUAUGUAAAUUUGGUUUUCCCAUGUAUUAUACAGGGUUUUUUUUUUUUUUUUUGGUUUUUUUUUUAUUUAUUUGUUUGAAGUUUUAGAAGACCUCCCACAGUUUCAACUGUGGCUAUUUAUUUGCUUAAUUUAUUUGGUUAGAGUUCUAUUCAACACUGCUUUCCCCCUUCCCCAUGGGAAUUCUAGUGGUUUGCCCAUGACACUCUUUUCUGCAUUCCUGUUAACUUUUGUUUAAAAAAACAAAACAAUUUUUUUCUGACCUUACCAGUUUCUGUUGGAAGAUGGAAAAUGUUGUACAAAGUCUAAUUUAAGGGAAAUAGAAUGACUUUAAAGUUUAGUAUGCCUUUGUCUGGUAUUCUACCAGUAAUGUAAAGUAAUGCUAUUUGGAAGGGUUUUAAAUUAUUGACAUUGUACAGUCUUUGUGUAUUGGCUCUGGAAGGUAGGGUGGCAGAGUCAUAAACAUUAAUUUAUUUUAAUAGCUGUGUUUCUGUGUUCUGGUUGCAUUUGUGCAGCUUGGAUUUGGAUUUUUUUUUCUUCUGUUUAACAGUGUGAAAUGUAUGGAGAUCAUAUUUUUUAUACAGGUAUUUCAAUUAAACUUUUUUUGUAUAUAACA
Emys orbicularis (European pond turtle) is the source of this 2532-nucleotide messenger RNA. RefSeq names its product Pim-3 proto-oncogene, serine/threonine kinase (gene PIM3). The coding region runs from base 116 to 1090 and encodes 324 amino acids. Gene Ontology annotation, biological process: negative regulation of apoptotic process; regulation of mitotic cell cycle; protein autophosphorylation. The record is from RefSeq and is a predicted model, not a curated record. Gene Ontology annotation, cellular component: cytoplasm. NCBI's taxonomy places the organism in Eukaryota, Metazoa, Chordata, Testudines, Emydidae. The transcript is spliced from 7 exons. Gene Ontology annotation, molecular function: protein serine/threonine kinase activity; ATP binding.